AUGGCGGGGCAGGAGAGAUUUACAGGUUUUUGCAUAGCUCCACAAAAUAAUUAUAACUGGCACUGGCAAAGGGGGAAGCCAGUGUUCCGGCCCUGCCAGGGUUACCCCUCCGGCACCUGGUUUGAGCAACAGCACUGUGGCUACUCCCUUUCUGUCUACAGCUGUGACUGUGCAGCAGAUGGAAGUGGACGCCACCUCUCUGUGCGGGAGACCUCUGGAUGCCCAGCUCAAUCUCUGGUCACGCCUAAGGAAAGCACAGCUCUGGCAGAGAAACAAGAUGAAGACCCACUUGAAGAUCCAAAUCUUCAUUUGAACAUUGAGGAACUAAACAAGGAGUUUAUGGUGAAAAGUGAGGAAUUCUAUGACUCUCUCAUGAGUUGCCACUGGCAGCCUUUGGAUACAGUUCACUUUGAAAUCCCAGAUGAGGCCCCCAAAGAAGCAUGA
Molecule: messenger RNA, 444 nt
Organism: Nyctereutes procyonoides (raccoon dog)
Lineage: Eukaryota; Metazoa; Chordata; Mammalia; Carnivora; Canidae
Exons: 1
Coding region: 1-444 (147 amino acids)
Biological process (GO): selenocysteine incorporation
Cellular component (GO): nucleus
Molecular function (GO): tRNA binding
Source: RefSeq, a predicted model, not a curated record